ACACAGCGCACAGUCAAUACACCGACCCGACGUCAACAUACAGUAGGAGCCUCCCGGGUGCGCUCACCAACGGCAAACGAGUUCCAGACUGCGGGUGCCGAUCUACACGUCCUGAGCACCCUACCCGCAGUGCUGUUCGGGCACAUGAGCGCGUGAACGCUUUGGGCUAGCUGCUGCCGCUGCUGCUGCCACUGCCGCUGCCGUUGCUGCUGCAAAGGGCAAGUGAUCAGCUACGUGCUGCCUUGCAUCCAAAAUGUAUCCCAAGGAUCGGAUUCGAGACAAGACAAAUCAGAUGCCGCCGAACCUGAUGACGCUGUUCGCCCACGUCAUGAGCCGGGCCAACGAGGGGGGCAGCCGGGGGUCCGCCGCCGCCCACGGCUGGGACGAGGUGCUCAACGCGGCGGCGUCCUCGUCGCCUUCGUCGACGACGUCGUCAUCGUCCUCGUCCUCUUCCUCGGGCACGAUAUCGCCGGGGCCGUGCUGCCCGAUGAGCGCGCAGGACUGGCGCAAGGCGGAGGCCUUCAGCGUCCACCUCCAGUCGCUCCUUGCGGCGCGCGACGCCCUCUGCGGCUCCAACGGGAGAAGCAGCAGUAGCAGCAGCAGCCGCGGCGCUGGAGCAACCGCCGGCGGCAGCGGGCAGAGCAACGGCGCGUCAUCGUCGUCGUUCUACGGUCCCCAGUCCGGAGCGGAGGGGCGCUCCAGCCCCGCCUCCUCCGGCCCCGCCGAUGGGCGAGAACCCUCCCCGUUUCCAGGCGGAAGGAAAGACUCGACGCCCCACGCCAACGGCAGGGCGAAGGGCGGCCGGGCAAAGGCCCCCGCUGCCCCUUCCGGUGCGGCCGCUACGCCCAACAACGCGGCCGGCACGGCGUGGCCUCAGCACGUCCCUGGAGCGACCCCCAAGGAGUCGUCGUCGCGCGGCGGCGGGGAGGAGCCCUCGGCGCCGAUCAAGGCGGUGGGGCGGGUAGCCGUUUCUCGCAGAGUAAACGGCGGCGCUGAGGGCGCUAUCGCGUCGCUGGCGGUGUCUCGGGCGGGCCCGGGGGCGUUCGAGACGCCAGCCCACACCACCUCUCACCACCAUCACCACCUCCACCACGUCCAUCACCACGCCGACCGGGCGGGGGCGGCCGGGGUGCCGGGCACCGAGGACAGCAGCGGCGGCGGCGGCAACAACAGCCUCAGGGGGAGGGAACACUCUCCCUCGAGGUACCCGGCGCGCUUGAGAAGCCGCAGGUUUCCCCAGCUGACAGGCGGCGGCGAAAGCCCCGAUUCCCAGCCUCCUCCUCACCACCACCAUGAUCAUCGGACGGAGGGUGCCGGAAUGGACGGCCUCGAGGGUCACCAAUCGCAGGGAGGGAGGCGCCUCAGCCCCCGCCACUCUCCCCCCGCCUCGGUGGGGCGUGAGCACGGGCACGGAGUUCCCCCGGACGCUCGCCGCCAGCACAACGCCCACGAUUGGGUCGUCACGGCCGGAGCGGAGAAGAGGGCAGCGGGCGCGGGUGGGGGCGGCAGCGGGAGCGCGAGCAGGGGGGAAGAAGGCGGCGUGUCCACCCACGACGGCGGCAGCGGACACGAAGGAGGCGGCGGCCGAGCGGGCGAGGGCUUCGGGAUGAGGACGCGCGCCGCCGCACCCAAGGGCUCGUACGAGCUAGGCCCGGCGGCGGUGGCCUCGUCGGGCCCUUCCUCUUCGCCCCUGCCGGGUGCUUGCACCCCGCAGAUGACCACGGGCGCAGUCGUCUCCCCGGUGCCGAUGAACUUCCGGUCUGCGCCGCCACCCAUCAUGAGCGCUGCCGCCGCCGUCGCCGCCGUCGCCGCCGGCCGCCCGAGCCCGCGGGCGGAGGUCGCUGCCCCGAGACCCCGACAGGUUCUCCAAGGCGGCGGGAGGUCCGGCGGGCGGGCGGCCCCGUUGCCGCGGUCCUCCGUCGGAGGCCGCAACUACACGGACAACCACGUGAAGCAGCUGGGGCUGAUCGAGGCGGCGGUGGUGGCGAGCGCCACGGCGCGGGACCGGGCGACGUACAACCUCCCGAGGCAAGGGCGGACCCUGACGCUCACGAACGUGUUCAAGUUCAUCGCGCUGCGCGGCGCGGGCGCGAUGUACCGCCUGGCCAUGGACAAGCAGGUGGAGGCACACACUGGGCGGCACUCAAACUUCUUCGACGGCAAGAUCGACGCGCGCAUCGUCGGCGUCAUCAAGAAGGACAUCGGCGACGAGGCCAUCACCAAGUCGCGCAAGUUUUCAAAGAUUUUGCUCUCCCUAAUCGCUGAAGGAUGCACCCACCCCGACUGCGACUGGGACCACACUUCCUUCACGUCGGAGAAGAUCGCCAACCUCCAGGCCAGGAUGGAAGCGAGUACGGGCACAAGUGCCCUCAAGUUUUGCGCCGACCCCGCCGUCUUCCUCGCCGCCGCCGGCGCGGCAGCGGCAGCAGCAACCCCUUCAGGGUCGUCGUCCGCGCGCGGCGGUGGUGGAGGCAGUGGUGGCGGUAGCGCAGCGGCAGCGGCAGCGGCGGCGGGGCGCACAGCAAGCGGAGGCUUGACCUCGGCAGGGACGACAUCGCGGGCCAGACCCCGAGCCCACGCUUGAAGAAGCUUAAGCGCGCCGCGAGGGCCAGGGUGACCACCGUGGGUUCGUCAGCAGCUGACGGCGGCGUGGAGAGAACGCCGACAGCGGAGGGAAAUUCCAAAUCGCCACCCAAAGAAGAAGACGACAUGCGCGCCGCCGAGGUGCUGCAAGGGCUCAAGGACAUCGUCGGCAGCCAGUAGGCCCGUUUCGUUGGCGACCUACGUGAUGGAUGGGCACGCGAGGAGCGCAUGGGAGCAAUGACUAGAGCUUUCACUAGAACCAUGCAGCUCGGUGCGCGCGGAGGGUGGGUGAAAGGAGAAUGAGAAUUUGGUUUUGAUCUUGCAGGGGAAGUCAUGUUUUACAGGCGGUGUUUCCAAUACGUUAAUCGAGCAUGGGCCAGAGCGACGCGAUACUGGUAUUGUUGUUGUCCUAGAUUUCUGUGCCCUCGAGCCAACGAGUAACAGGAACCGGGCGGGGAGCGUAUUGGGGAGAAGCGCGCCCCGCCCCAAGACGGAUCGUGCCCCGCUUCCUAUUACACUCGAAUCGCUUCGCUUCCUUUUUUUUCUUUUAGCACAUUUGCUCGCGGGGCAUCGUAGGGUGGGCCGGGUACUACGAGGAUACGGGCAGGCGUCCGGUAUACUGGUGGAAUAGUCUUGUGUUCGGGCUACCUCGGCUGCUCGACCACAAGCAAGCAACAAAAACUCGGGAACGGGUAAAGUACAAUGUUGGGGGUUCAGUUGGCGAGAAAGUUGAAAGAAGGCACUACGGUACGCUUCCGGUCUUGUUCGUCUCGAGAUUGGGCGACAAGGACCAUGUUUCUAAUUUUGCGAGCUUACAGAUAUAUGCCUGAGGAAUAAAUCGGGACGCAACACACGAGUAAACAAUGAGUGUGGAGGCUUCUUUUGGAGGGUCAUACGUAGCUGCAAAGUGUGUUUGUUCGAAGAGGGGACGAACAGAGCAGAGGGUAGGUGUUUUUUGUAGGUCUUAAGGUGGCGGGGGUUCUUGGCGAUCCCAUCCGUCCGAAAGACUUGUUUUAUUGGUUGUUAUCGCUGAGGUGUGGGAGGGACGCAGAGAAGAUAGGGAGGAGGAGGGGUGGUCGUUUCCUGUUCUUUCGCUCCAGGCGUAAAAGCGGCAAAAGAAAAAGAAGUUUUAGCAUGAAUGAUAUGGUACCGCAUGACGUGCGAUCGGUGGUCUGCAAACGCUUCUUGGUUAGGCGCUGGCGGACGUAGGGUUAAUCAAGGGGUUGGAAAAGAGACUGGCUGCCUUAAGCAGCUACGAAGCCAAGAGGUCUGGCCUGGCAGAAACGAACACGAACCCGCCCGACCGAUAGUGGCACGGGUUGUGUUCUAAAUGCAUUAUUAACCUCCUCGGGGCUGUGCGAAUAUAUUGUGAAAGAGUGCACGCAUUGAAACGUGUUUUUCCUGUGUGAUCCGGGAUGGGAGCUCGUCACCAAUAGUGGAAGCAAGGUCGUACAGGGCGAGAAAAUAGAACUGCGGAGUACAGUAGUGAGCUGGCGAUAUAAUACA
Ectocarpus sp. CCAP 1310/34 is the source of this 4089-nucleotide messenger RNA. The record is from the annotation of a GenBank genome assembly. Lineage: Eukaryota; Phaeophyceae; Ectocarpales; Ectocarpaceae.